AAAAACUAAUAUCUUUUUCAAUUGGAAAAUAUCCAUUUGGUACUCCCAAAACAGACCAUUUCACAGUGGUUUAGUGGGUUUUAACCUAUAAGUGAAAAAUGGCUCUCCAAGCUGCUUCUUUGGUUGCCUCUUCCUUCUCCAUCCCCAAAGAGGGCAAGUGUGGUGCAGCCUUUAAGGACUCAAGUCUCUUUGGAUUUUCACUCUCAGAGCAUGUCAAAGCUGACUUUACCUCAUCUGCAUUGAGAUGCAAGGGGGGAUUUAACAGAAGAAAUGGAGCUGUCAGAGCCCAAACAAUGGCUACAACAACUCCAGCGGUCAACAUGAGUGCUCCUGAAAGGAAGAAAACCUUAAGAAAGGGCAGUGUUGUGAUCACUGGUGCCUCUUCUGGUUUAGGUCUAGCCACAGCAAAGGCUCUUGCUGAAAGUGGAAAAUGGGAUGUGAUCAUGGCUUGCAGGGACUUCCUGAAGGCCGAGAGAGCCGCCAAGGCUGCUGGCAUGCCCAAAGAAAACUAUACCAUUAUGCAUUUGGAUCUUGCAUCCCUUGACAGCGUUCGCCAAUUUGUUGAUAGCUUCAGGCGAUCUGGGAGGCCACUUGAUGCUUUGGUGUGCAAUGCUGCUGUUUACCAGCCAACUGCCAAUGAACCUGCAUUCACUGCCGAAGGAUUUGAGCUAAGUGUUGGAACUAACCAUCUUGGUCACUUCCUCCUUUCGCGGCUGCUGCUCGAGGACUUGAACAAAUCGGAUUAUCCAUCAAGGCGUCUCAUCAUUGUCGGCUCGAUUACAGGGAACACAAACACUUUGGCUGGCAAUGUACCUCCAAAGGCAAAUCUUGGGGACAUGAGGGGGCUUGCAGGAGGCUUGAAUGGGCUAAACAGCUCUGCUAUGGUUGAUGGUGGAAAUUUCGAUGGUGCCAAGGCUUACAAGGACAGUAAAGUCUGCAACAUGCUGACAAUGCAAGAGUUCCACAGGAGGUUCCACGAGGAAACUGGUAUCACAUUUGCAUCUCUUUAUCCGGGCUGCAUUGCCACGACCGGCUUGUUCCGGGAGCACAUACCCUUGUUCAGGAUUCUUUUCCCUCCAUUCCAGAAGUACAUCACCAAGGGCUAUGUCUCUGAAGAGGAAUCUGGAAAAAGACUUGCACAGGUUGUGAGUGAUCCUAGCUUGACAAAAUCUGGAGUUUACUGGAGCUGGAACAAGGCCUCUGCUUCAUUUGAGAAUCAAUUGUCUCAAGAAGCUAGUGAUCCAGAGAAGGCUCGUAAAGUAUGGGAGAUCAGUGAGAAACUUGUCGGCUUGGCCUAAUUUCAUAAACCUCAAAGACUAAGGCAACUGCAUCAUAUGCUGCGGGAGAUAUUAGUAUCGGCUGAAGAAUCGAGUCCCAUUCUGGGUUAGAGUGCUGUGUUUUUUUGUAAAAAAGGUUUCUGUAGGGUAGAUGAGUUCUGAAAGUUUCAACUUUCAAUUGACAAUAAGAUUACUCUCACUAUAUUGGAAUCUCAAAAGAAUGACAAGUUCAGAAUUUCAGAUGCUUUCUUAAA
This is a messenger RNA of Tripterygium wilfordii, 1531 nucleotides long. RefSeq names its product protochlorophyllide reductase, chloroplastic-like. Lineage: Eukaryota; Viridiplantae; Streptophyta; Magnoliopsida; Celastrales; Celastraceae. The record is from RefSeq and is a predicted model, not a curated record. Gene Ontology annotation, molecular function: protochlorophyllide reductase activity. The transcript is spliced from 5 exons. Bases 99 to 1298 code for a protein of 399 amino acids.